Messenger RNA from Oryzias latipes (Japanese medaka), 3399 nucleotides. NCBI's taxonomy places the organism in Eukaryota, Metazoa, Chordata, Actinopteri, Beloniformes, Adrianichthyidae. The record is from RefSeq and is a predicted model, not a curated record.
CAGCUGCUCCACCUGCUGCCCCGCCCACCUGUGCUGCCCCGCCCACCUGUGCUGCCCCGCCUCCAUCCAGGUGGACUCUUCCUGGUUGUGAGUCAGUGAUCUGUGCUGCAGCUGCGUUGACACGGUGAGGGAGACUCUUCUUCCUCUUCAUCUCUUUGCAGAAACUGAAGUGAAGGUGGGAGGUGUGUGUGAGCUGAUGUGGAUCCAGUGAAUCCAGCAGCAUGGAUCAGGGGGAGGACACACAGGAGGGAGCCCCUUCCCCUCUAAGCAGAGAUGGUAACCAUGGCAACCAGAGCAAAGCUGAUAGGAACCAACCUGGACCUGAACCUGGAUCUGUAUCCAGCUGUGUGUCCAAAAGGAGUGACGAGUCAGAUGAUUAUUUAACUAAAUCCCAAAACAGUCAAUCAAGAGUGAAAGAGAUUCUACAGAGAUUUGGAUCUAAAUCCAGCAGUGUUUCCCCAAGGAGUGACAAGUCAACAAGUCAUAUUUCAGACUGCAAAGACAUCAGUCCAGCAGUGGAACAGAAUCAACAGAGACCUGGAUCCAGCUGUGGGUCCCCCAGGACAGACGUGUCAACGGAUUUUAAUCCAGACUCCAACGACGUCAGUUCAGGAGUGGAACAACUGGACCAGCAGAGCUCAGAGACUCCCAGUGGUCCGUCUGUCCAGCAGCAUCAAACACAGCUGGACUCCAUCUUUCUGCUGCUGGAGGACAACAUUGUCACUUUUGUCAAGAAGGAGCUGAAGAAGAUCCAGAAGCUUCUGAGUCACAGGGAGGAUGAGGAGGAGCUGGAGGAUGAAGAUGAAGAGCAGAGGAGCAGCAGAGAGUCACUGAUGAAGAUCACAGUGAACUUCCUGAGGAGAAUGAAGCAGGAGGAUCUGGCUGAUGGACUGCAGAGCAAAUCUGCUGCAGUUUGUCGACAUGAAGUCCAAUCUGGUCUGAAGAAGAAGUUCCAGUGUGUGUUUGAGGGGAUGGCUAAAGCAGGAAACCCAACCCUUCUGAAUGAGAUCUACACAGAGCUCUUCAUCACAGAGGGAGGAAGAGGAGAGCUGAAUGAAGAACAUGAGGUCAGACAGAUUGAAGCAGCAUCCAGGAAAGCAGACAGAGCAGAAACAAGCAUCAGACAAGAAGAGCUCUUCCAACUCCCAGCUGGAAGACCAGAACCAAUCAGAACCGUGAUGACUAAGGGAGUGGCUGGCAUCGGGAAAACAGUCUUAACACAGAAGUUCACUCUGGACUGGGCUGAAGGCAAAGCCCACCAGAACCUCCACUUCACAUUUCCAUUCACUUUCAGAGAGCUGAAUGUGCUGAAAGAGGAGAAGUUCAGCUUGGUGGAACUUGUUCAUCACUUCUUCCCUGAAACCAAACAAGCAGGAAUCUGCAGCUUUGAAGACUUCCAGGUCCUCUUCAUCUUUGAUGGUCUGGAUGAGUGGCGACUUCCUCUGGACUUCCACAAGACUCGGAUUCUGAAGGACCCUAGAAAGUCCACCUCAGUGGCUGAUCUGCUGACAAACCUCAUCAGGGGGAACCUGCUUCCCUCUGCUCUCCUCUGGAUAACCACACGACCUGCAGCAGCCAAUCAGAUCCCUCCAGGAUAUGUUGACAUGGAGACAGAGGUCAGAGGGUUCAAUGAUCCACAGAAGGAGGAGUACUUCAGGAAGAGGUUCAGAGAUGAAGAGCAGGCCAGCAGGAUCAUCUCCCACAUCCAGAGAUCCCGAAGCCUCCACAUCAUGUGCCACAUCCCAGUCUUCUGCUGGAUCACUGCUACAGUUCUGGAGGAUCUGCUGAAGAGCAGAGGAAGAGUAGAGCUGCCCAAGAGCCUGACUGAGAUGUACAUCCACUUCCUGGUGGUUCAGGCCAAAGUCAAGAAGGUCAAGUAUGAUGGAGGAGAUGAGACAGAUCCUCACUGGAGUCCAGAGAGCAGGAAGAUGAUGGAGUCUCUGGGAAAACUGGCUUUUGAGCAGCUGCAGAAAGGAAACCUGAUCUUCUAUGAAUCCGACCUGACAGAGUGUGGCAUCGAUAUCAGAGCAGCCUCAGUGUACUCAGGAGUGUUCACACAGGUCUUUAGAGAGGAGAGAGGCCUGUACCAGGACAAGGUCUUCUGCUUCAUCCAUCUGAGUGUUCAGGAGUUUCUGGCUGCUCUUCAUGUCCACCUGACCUUCAUCACCUCUGGACUCAACCUCAUGGAGGAAGAACAAUCACAGAUCUCUCAGCCUGAACAGAGCAGUCCAGUCCAGUUGUACCAGAGUGCUGUGGAGAAGGCCUUACAGAGUCCAAACGGACACCUGGACUUGUUCCUCCGCUUCCUCCUGGGUCUUUCACUGCAGACCAAUCAGAGUCUCCUACGAGGUCUGCUGACUCAGACAGGAAGUAGCUCACAGACCAAUCAGGAAACAGUCCAGUUCAUCAAGGAGAAGAUCAGUGAGGAUCUUUCUGCAGAGAAAAGCAUCAACCUGUUCCACUGUCUGAAUGAACUGAAUGAUGGUUCUCUAGUGGAGGAGAUCCAACAGUUCCUGAUGUCAGGACGUCUCUCCACAGAGAAACUGUCUCCUGCUCAGUGGUCUGCUCUGGUCUUCAUCUUACUGUCAUCAGAAGAAGAUCUGGAAGAGUUUAACCUCAAGAACUACUCUGGUUCAGAGGAGGCUCUUCUGAGGCUGCUGCCAGUGAUCAAAGCCUCCAACAAAGCUCUACUUGAUGACUGUAAUCUGUCAGAGAGAAGCUGUGCAGCUCUGUCCUCAGUUCUCAGCACUCAGUCCUCCAGACUCAGACAUCUGGACCUGAGUAACAACAACCUUCAAGAUUCAGGAGUGAAGCUACUGUCAGCUGGACUGGAGAGUCCAGACUGUAAACUGGAGACUCUCAGGUUGGAGAACUGCAGUUUGACAGAAAACAACUGUGAAGCUCUGGUCUCAGCUCUGAAGAAAAACCCGUCCAAUCUGACAGAACUGGACCUGAGCGAGAACAACCUGCAGGAUUCAGGAGUUCUUCAUCUGUGUGGUUUUCUGGAGAGUCCAGACUGCAGACUGCAGACUCUGAGGUUUGGGUUCUGCAGUUUGUCAAAGACCAGCUGUGCUGCUCUGGUCUCAGCUCUGAAGUCCAACCCGUCCCAUCUGACAGAACUGGACCUGAGCUACAACAACCUUUAUCCUAAAGAAGUUCAGCAGCUCCAGGAUCUGGUGGAGAGUCCAAACUCCAAACUGCAGACUCUGAGAUGGAAGGGCUGGUCAGUCUGAUGUUCCUCCUGGAGGAGCAGCAGCAGCAACAGCAGCUGCUCUGCAGAGAUGUGACUGGAUGGUGUUCCAUCUGAUGGGGAACUGCACUUCCUCUUCUCAUUCUAACUUGGAGUGUUGAUCUGAAACAUGGGUUGGAUUCAGAUGUUCAGCAGCUUCAGGAUCUGGA